This is a messenger RNA of Engraulis encrasicolus (European anchovy), 852 nucleotides long. RefSeq names its product ubiquitin-conjugating enzyme E2C (gene ube2c). The record is from RefSeq and is a predicted model, not a curated record. Lineage: Eukaryota; Metazoa; Chordata; Actinopteri; Clupeiformes; Engraulidae. The transcript has 7 exons. The coding region runs from base 220 to 738 and encodes 172 amino acids.
AGAUCAAAGUUUUGCUGCAAGCGCAUCUUUCAAUGGUUGCCAGGAGUCGUCACUGUUUUCCAUCUCUGAUUCAUGAUUGGCUGUCAGACUGACCGAUGCGUCUCAAGGAAGAGAAUUUAAACAGAAGGGGCGGGAUAUAAUUUGAAAUUUUUCACCGCAUGAUCCAAACCAAAGUCAGCAUUAACAGCCAGGACGUAGCUGAAGCUGACAGAUCAAGCAAUGGCUUCUCAGAAUAUGGAUCCAGCUGCCACCUCCACAGCAGCCUUGAAUAAAGGCAACGAAACGAGUGUAACUGUGCCCAAGGGCUCUGUUUCCAAGAGACUUCAACAGGAGUUAAUGACAUUGAUGAUGUCUGGAGAUAAAGGAAUUUCUGCCUUUCCCGAGGGUGACAAUCUUUUUAAAUGGAUCGGUACUAUUGAUGGUGCUAAAGGAACGGUUUAUGAGGGCCUGCGGUACAAGUUGUCUCUGGAGUUCCCCAGCGGUUAUCCAUACAAAGCACCUACUGUCAAGUUCGUCACCGCCUGCUUCCAUCCAAAUGUCGAUGAGAGUGGCUACAUCUGCUUGGACAUCCUGAAGGAGAAGUGGUCGGCCCUGUAUGACGUUCGGUCUAUACUCUUAUCCAUUCAGAGCUUGCUUGGAGAGCCGAACAAUGAUAGUCCAAUGAAUACUGUAGCAGCUGGUCUCUGGGCAGAUCAAGAAGCCUUCAAGACCCAUUUACAUUCAACCUACAAGAAUUAAGAUUGUCUAGCCCUGAAUAUCCUGUUUGUUUUUGUCUCUUGUUUGUUUGAAAUUAUGUAAAGUCUGUCUGUACUAUAUUUUUAUGUUUUAAACUGAUUAAAAUGGUUUGAUAUA